UGUAAAGAUUUUGUUGUUUUGGUCCCCCUCGAUCCGUGAUUAGAUAGAAUCUAGUGAAAGUUCCGAAGUUCUCCGUCGUGAAAUGGCAGCCGCGCAAGCACCGAUGCGUCCGUGGGACUCCUCGUUCCAGCACACGGACCGGGAACGGUGGGUCUGCAUCUAUCCGGCGUACAUCAACAAGAAGAAAACCCGCCAGGAGGGCCGUCGCAUUCCGAAGGACCUGUGCGUUGAAAACCCGUCCUACCAGGAGAUCCGGGACGUGCUGCAUGUGCUGAACCUGAACGUGAUUGUGGAAAAUAAGCUGUAUUCGCGGGAGAAGAGCAAGGAGCUUGCGUACCGUGGAAGGAUUCGCGUUCAGUUGAAAGACAGCGAUGGAAGCCCCAUUAAGCAGGAGUUUCCGAGCAGGGAUAGCUUACUGGCAUAUUUGGGCAAGACGAUUCCCCAGUUGAAGACGAGGCAGGGCAAACCGGCGGAACCGGUUGCGCAGGUUCAUGCCAGCGCAGGUUCCAGUGGUGGUGGACAAUCCCACAAGAAGGGCAAGGGAAAGCGACGGUAGGUUGGGACGAGUGGAUAUUUAUUUUCUUAUUGUG
This is a messenger RNA of Ochlerotatus camptorhynchus, 590 nucleotides long. It is a transcript of the gene Srp19, whose product is annotated as signal recognition particle 19. The record is from RefSeq and is a predicted model, not a curated record. NCBI's taxonomy places the organism in Eukaryota, Metazoa, Arthropoda, Insecta, Diptera, Culicidae. The coding region runs from base 83 to 556 and encodes 157 amino acids. Gene Ontology annotation, biological process: SRP-dependent cotranslational protein targeting to membrane, signal sequence recognition; SRP-dependent cotranslational protein targeting to membrane. Gene Ontology annotation, cellular component: signal recognition particle, endoplasmic reticulum targeting. Gene Ontology annotation, molecular function: 7S RNA binding. The transcript has 2 exons.